Molecule: messenger RNA, 4250 nt
Organism: Astrephomene gubernaculifera
Lineage: Eukaryota; Viridiplantae; Chlorophyta; Chlorophyceae; Chlamydomonadales; Astrephomenaceae
Source: the annotation of a GenBank genome assembly
CGUUCUGCUACGUGACGAGGGGUCCGUGUUAAUAACUCGAGUGGCAAUAUCCUGGAAAGCUACUGGCGUGCAGAAAGUGUUACGCAAUUCGUUGAAACUUGGUAUUGUUGCACCGCAUUACAAUAGGCAGUGCCAUAGACGUUUUCCGGAAAGCCACUAAAAUACAAAUACACUGCAAUUUCUAAUUUUCUACGGAAAUGGAGGCACCGCAAGUUCAGAUCGACACGACUUUGGGAACGUUUACUGUUGAGCUAUAUUAUAAACAUGCCCCAAGGACAUGCAAAAACUUUGAAGAGCUUGCGAGGAAGGGCUACUACGAUGGGACAGUGUUCCACCGCAUCAUACCAGACUUCAUGAUACAAGGAGGGGACCCGACUGGCACCGGGCGAGGUGGCGAGUCCAUCUACGGAGGGAAAUUUGAGGAUGAGAUCACGCGAGAGCUGAAACACACGGGGGCGGGCAUCCUUUCAAUGGCGAACGCAGGGCCCAACACCAACGGGAGUCAGUUCUUCGUGACGCUUGCCCCAACGGCCUGGCUGGACGGCAAGCACACCAUCUUCGGGCGGGUCGUGUCGGGCAUGGCGGUGAUUAAGCGCCUGGGCAACGUACAAACCGACAACAUGGACCGACCGAUGAGUGAGGUCAAGAUCAUGCGUGCUAGACCCGUAUAGCACGUAAGGCGGUCGCGGUGUUGGAUGCGGAAAUGGAUUGGAUGCGGUGCGCUAUCUGGGGUUCCGUUGACCAUGCUAACAUGGACAGGGCGGAUCUUGCCGGAGGCAGAUACCUGUCUGGAAGGUUGGGAUAGGAGGCGUUUCAAGGUUUGGUGGGCGGGGUGGCUAAUGACUGUGAGAGAGUGACGCUGGCCAGGCAGGUUACGUGGGUACAUGUAAACGGGCACAACAUAACGGGGGGGGGCGUUGUGUUCGAGCAGGGGGUAAGGAUUCUAAUGACUAUUGUUGUGGAAGUGGGAGGCCGCUGUCACGAGUAGCUCCAGAGGGGGCCGAGCGUUGGGGCGCUGUGGUGUGCAAGCGCAGUGGGAUGUGGCUUGGGGGCCUGAGGCUAGGGUAGGGGGCACUGGAAGUGGACGAGAGGACAGGCUUGGCCGCGUGGCCGCGCCUGUUGACGGGAUUGUGCUUUGGCACUGUCCUGCAAUGCCAGAUGGAGGUUCGAAGGUAGGGCGCUUUGGGCCGUUCUCUUUUGUUGGGCUUCUUGGGACCCCUGCGGUUCCAACACCGGUAACAGCAGCAAAGUUGGUGGUGUGAGCCCCUUGGCGUUAUCACGGCUGCACUGCCAUGGUAACUUGCAGACAGACGCCAGCAAUACAUCGCGUGCAUUGUGCCCAUACGAUGGAUAGGGGGAAGCGCUUACGGCAUGAAUGGAGCUAAUGGCAAGGCCAGGUGGCGAAGCAGGGACUUCAGGGAGGACAAGGGAGGUGUACCCCCUGUUGCAGGAUAUCGGAGACCGCGGUUCGGUACCACGGGUAGGUGGCAGCAUGGGGCGCGCGCUCGGGACUCCUCUGGGCAUCUUCACUCCAAGCCUUGGGCUUGACGUAAAAAGCCUGUGCGACACCCCCUCCCGUUUACCACCCAGCGUCAGGGCUUAUUGGUGUGUGAUGGUCAGCGGAGGGUAUCGAUUCCAGGUAUCAUGUACGGCAAUGCCGACGGUUUAAAUCUCCUUCUAGCGACCUAGCGUACACAACCCGUAUACAUGCAAUCACGUCAUUUGCUCAAUGCCCAUAAAGAAAGCAAGUCGACACGCGCAGAGGGGAACUUGGGCUGAGAACAAGCUCGUCGUGGCAUCGGGGCCGGCCACCUCUAGGAUUUUAGGCAAGCAUCCUGUUGCAGCCUGUGAUCUGCUACAGAGGCUUUCCCAUUUUACUAGGGUUUAUUUGAAGAAGCACAAAUUUGCAAGACAGUCAUGGCUGGCGUGGUGGCAGCAGACCAGGGCAAGCGCAGCGGCUUUGGAAGGUUACCCAGCGAUGUCGUUGAGGGCAUCCUUGGGUUCCUAACUAAGGAUGUGGACAGCCUUCUGGCCAUCCGCGUUACAUGUACGGCCAUGUGCGAUCUAGUCGACAGGCGCUUCACGAAAUGUUGUAUGACCCUGUUGCCGGAUCACCUUGAAGAGCUCUUGAAAGGCGAGCGGCCAUCCUUAACGCGUUUCGCCAACUUGGCAACUGUGUGCUUCAAAUUUGAACUGGGGCGACGCUUCCGCGCGUCAGACGCCGUUCUGCUGGCUACCCAACCAUUCCAGCAGCUUUCUCUGGAGGCCCGACAUCGCGUCGCUCGGCUUGAGCUCGUGCAGGACAAGAAGGAUGCUGUGCCGUGUGCUGAGAUCAUCGUGUCGGCACUUGUGCAGCUGCUGCCUGGGCUGCAGCAGCUGGACAUGCGAGAGUUCCACGGCAUGUCGUACUCCGAACCUCACCAACGCGACAUGUACGGCAGCCUUGCAGCCUGCCUGCCUCAGCUCCAUUGGCUGUCGAUUCCCAGCUGCUAUGCAGCCAGCGGCUUGGCUUUCCUGGCCAAUAAGGGCGGCAACAACCUUCGGCACCUGGAGGUCAGCGGCCACUACAGGGUGCGCAUGCGUGAUAACCUGGAUCCGUCCGCCAUCACCACCAUUUCGAUGCUGUCAGGGCUCCGUGAGUUGCACCUCCGCCGCUGCAGCCUUCCGCAGAGCACGUGGCAGCUCCUAUGGGGCAGCCUACCAGCUUCCUUACAGCGUUUGGUAUUGGACGAGUGGGGCGAAGUGGGUGGGUUCCGCGCUAGCAGCCUGCACGUCCGAUUGAACACCGGCCGCUUGGUCGCCGUGGACUUGCUGCAGUGCUACGGCGGGGCGCACCACAUGCUGCGGGAAGUUCGCCAGCUGAUGUCGGGCCUUACGGAGGGCGGGUCGUUUCAGGAGGCGCUGGAUUUACGCAUUGGGGUGGUGGAUCUGUCGCACGUCCAGCGGCCGGAAAGGAUGGAGGACCUGCGGCAGCUGGGGAGCAUCUUUGCGCGAGUGCACGUUAAGAAGCUUUUCUGGGAGCGCACCUCUCCAGACAUCGUCAAUCAGCUGAUCGAGCAGCUUGGACUUCCCGAAAUCAUAUGCUAUAGUGUUGUAGGCCGUUAUGUGCAGUUUGCUAUCCGCACCCAGGACGCGGGUGUCCGUGUGCCACAGGUUUCCGGAGAGGGGCAGCAGCAGCAGCAGCGGCGGCGGUCGGACCUGCAGCCAAUGCAAGCGGCGGGUGGGUCCCAGGCGCUGCAGCUGCCGUCAGGAGGAGAACUGUUGUCCUUGGCGGUGCAGCGUAUGGUGCCUGAGGCCACAUCGAGCAUUACAUAUCCUCCAGCGUCGGCACCGGGAGCGUCGGUGCCGCAGCACUACUGUCAGCGCCACUUUAUUAUGCGCGGGCCUGCGUCCAAGAGACGGAGGAUUAUGCAACUGCCGCGCGACGCGAUGGAUAGGGGAGAUGUGGCCGUCUUCGGCCACUUCUUCCAAGCCGGCGGCACCGUCUAUGCCUGUGUGACCUGCUUGAAUGGCAAAAGUGCGGCGGCGGUGGCGGCUGCAGCCAAUGCGCGGGCAGUGGACGUGCUCCCUAUCGACAGCUCACGCUGUUCACAUUGCGCCAGUAUCAUGGAAACAUGCAUAGCGGAGGUGAUGCAGGAGACGUGGAGUGCCGCCCAUGACCCGGCCGACCCGAGCAGCAGGCGGCAGCUGGUGGAGUGGUUGGCGCGGCUGGACAGGGAGGUCGUCUACCUUUCCAAUGGCGAGAUCCACGAGACGGACAGUGAGGGGGACGAGACGGACAGUGGGGGCGACGAGACGGACAGUGAGGGCGACUGAGGUAUCAUGGACGGGCAAACGACGACGGGGAUGUCACUGCUCCUGCGCGGCGUCGGUCCAAGCCGCAGUGCACGUCAUGGUUAUCCAACCCGUUUGUGUGAAACGCGUUAGAGGUCUUUGCUUCUGUUUCGAUGCCCUAUUGCUGCAGACGGGCAUUGCAUGACGAAUGACCAACCAGUGUACGAGGGUGAGACUUAUGGGUGGUGUGUCUGUGAUGCUGACUAGCAACCAAGGGCAUAACAUAGAGGGGGUAUGGAAGGGAUGAGGGAUGGUUUAUGCGCAUGGUAUUAAGGGAUAUGUGAUGAGAGGCCAUGUCUGGUGGUGCUGCAUGGCUUCGUUUGCAUGUGUGCAGCAGGUGGUGAACCGAACUAUGCUUGCAGGAAGGGGCUCAGCAUAGGAGCAAGGGGAUUCCGUGUCGCCUCCAAAUAGCAGGG